AUGGCAACCCAAAGCCCACUGCUCGUGGACGACACUCAUGACCCUCCUACGCCCCUGUCGCCUCCAUGGAAAUCGCCAUUGUCUUUAGGCGUGAUGGCAACCUCGGGGGCAGCGUUCGGUUUUGCCAUGAAUAAAGGUCAAGUACACUUGCCCAUGGUCAUCCAAAACCAAAUGUCACUGUCUCAGUUCACCAUGAUGAAGAUGUUCCUCGCGGCGCUGGGCACGUCCGUCGUGUCCAAAGCCAUCUUCCACGCCCUACGACCAAAUGACUUCGAAGCCAUCCAGCGGAAGCGGGCGGCUGACCCGAGUCACGCGGUGGUGCUGGCUAUGGGGGGCCUCCUUCUCGGCAUCGGGAUGGACAUCUCGGGCUCGUGUCCGGGCUCCGUGUAUGUGCAGCUGGGCGCCGGGAUCCCCACUGCUUUGCCGGUGUUUGGGGGGGUCUUGGCUGGCUCCCUGCUCGCCUCUGCACUGGCUAAACCAAUGAUUGGUCGGUGGCAGGACGAGAAGGCCAAGGUCAAGAGAUUUGUGGCGCUGCCGUGGAUGGCUCAUGCAUUUGUGGGGUUGUUCAUCGUUGGACUUGCUGUCGUACUUGAAGUCCUCGUGCCGGAGGACCCUUUGCCAUCUGCCGCGUGGCUACCGAGCAUAGCGGGGGUAGUGGUGGGCAGCCUGCAACUCCCCCUGGUGUUGGGUCAAGUACACUUGCCCAUGGUCAUCCAAAACCAAAUGUCACUGUCUCAGUUCACCAUGAUGAAGAUGUUCCUCGCGGCGCUGGGCACGUCCGUCGUGUCCAAAGCCAUCUUCCACGCCCUACGACCAAAUGACUUCGAAGCCAUCCAGCGGAAGCGGGCGGCUGACCCGAGUCACGCGGUGGUGCUGGCUACGGGGGGCCUCCUUCUCGGCAUCGGGAUGGACAUCUCGGGCUCGUGUCCGGGCUCCGUGUAUGUGCAGCUGGGCGCCGGGAUCCCCACUGCUUUGCCGGUGUUUGGGGGGGUCUUGGCUGGCUCCCUGCUCGCCUCUGCACUGGCUAAACCAAUGAUUGGUCGGUGGCAGGACGAGAAGGCCAAGGUCAAGAGAUUUGUGGCGCUGCCGUGGAUGGCUCAUGCAUUUGUGGGGUUGUUCAUCGUUGGACUUGCUGUCGUACUUGAAGUCCUCGUGCCGGAGGACCCUUUGCCAUCUGCCGCGUGGCUACCGAGCAUAGCGGGGGUAGUGGUGGGCAGCCUGCAACUCCCCCUGGUGUUGGUACUCCGCCGAUCUCUCGGGGCAACGCAAUCCUACGAGUCCGUCCUCGGACUGGGGAUGUACCCCAUUCGAAACACCAGUGCCGGCAAGCGCCUCAACGUCCCUUCAAUCUCGGACCUCUCCACUUUGCUGUUUGUCGUGUUUAUCGUCGCUGGAUCGGCUGUAGCCACGGUCACCUCCACCCCCCCUCUCCCCCUUGGCCCCCUUCCGUCGGUGUCAGCGUCGUUAGUUGGUGGGGCGUUGAUCGGGGUAGGGUCCACAGUUGCCUGCGGGUGUACUUCUGGCCACGGACUGUCUGGAGUGGCCUUGCUCAUGAUAUCGUCGCUGAUUGUCCUGCCCUUCAUCUUUGCAGGUGGUAUUGCCACUGGCCUCGUGCGAAGCCUCCUCGUCGUGUAG
This is a messenger RNA of Aphanomyces astaci, 1635 nucleotides long. RefSeq lists its product as hypothetical. NCBI's taxonomy places the organism in Eukaryota, Oomycota, Saprolegniomycetes, Saprolegniales, Verrucalvaceae. The record is from RefSeq and is a predicted model, not a curated record. The transcript has 5 exons. Gene Ontology annotation, cellular component: plasma membrane. The coding region runs from base 1 to 1635 and encodes 544 amino acids.